UCUACUGGAUUGUUAUGCUGCACUGCAAUCGGUUUGCCUCCAGUAAUCUGAGCUAAAGUAAAUGAAAGAGGACAAAUCGAACUGACUCUAGAACAGAAACUACACUUAGAAGUGGUUUUAUAUUUUCCGGUUGUCAACACGGAACUAGAUGCCACGGUGUCGUGUACUUAUUGCGGGCUUGCGAUUGUAAGUUACAGUAACGUUACGUAUUUAAAUGUGUUGUGUUAGUCUACUGUUGACCACGUUUGGUUCUUAUUAACGUCACGCUCAUGUGUUGUAAAUAUCCAACAUGAUGUCUGAGGGUUGUUCGUUCAUGAAAGGUAUGUUCCUAGGGGGCAUCUUUUGUCUGUUCAUGUCUAUGUUUGGCACCUUUACUCCAGGACCCCAGGGUGACAGUCAUCAACACCAUCAUCUUAAACCUGUUAGCAAAGAUGAACUUCAAAAGUUAUCCGAGGCCCAGAUGUACGACCUCACCCAACAGGUUCGAGUGUUCUGUCUCAUUAUGGUGACCCCGAAGCUCCUUGUUUAUUGGGCGACGGCCAAUGAUACCUGGAGCAAACACUGUGACAAGUCUAUGUUCUACACCUCAGAGUCUUCCAAAGCUCUAGAGGCAUAUGACCUACAGGAGGCGGAUGAGUGGGCUAGAUUACGCAAAGCCAUCACACACGCCUAUGAGAAUGCUGGAGACCUGCGCUGGUUCUUCGUGGCCCAGCCCACCACUUUUGCAAUUAUUGAAAACCUGAAGUAUUUGGUAUUAGAGAAAGACCCGAGCCAGCCCUUUUACAUUGGCCGCACUGAAAAAUCUGGAGAGCUGGAGUAUGUGGAAUAUGAAGGUGGGAUUGUGUUGAGCUAUGAUGCGAUGAAGAGGCUGGUGGAGGUAUUCAAAGAUGAGGAGAAAUGUCCAGCGCGAGGCCAUGCCUUGUGGAAGAUGUCGGAAGAGAAGCAGCUCGCCACAUGUUUGAAAUACAGCGGGGUGUUUGCCGAAAACGGCGAGGAUGCACAAGGCAAAUCGCUUUUUAACAAGAAAAGCGUUACCUCUAUGAUCUCUGACAGCAUGAGCAAAAACCCAAAUGAUGUCGUGGAGUCCUGUUGUUCUGAUUUGGCGAUCACCUUUGGUGGCAUGGCUGCGGGCCAGAUGCAGGUCAUGAUGUAUGGUGUCUACAGACUUCGUCCGUAUGGACACGACUUUCACGAUUCUUUGACAUUUUUGCCUCCUAAAGACUCAGACAAUGACUGAUUCAAUUUAUGAUUCGGUGUUUACUGUGUAACACAGGGUUCAAAGAAUGUUGAUCUUAAUGGGUCAUUUUUACACUAGGUGCAGGGCUAAAGAUUUGCAGUAUGUACUUUAUUUUGUAUUAUGUGCUUUGAAGGUGGGUGCAGGUAUAUAGAGGUUUUUUUUCUGGGUUCUGGCUAGAUCAAAACCUAAUCACUAUUACCAAAAUCAGAAGGAAAAUGGAAGUUGUUAAAUUAAACAUAAGGGGUUAAAAACAGAUCAUUUUGAGUACUUGGUUUGAACACUGAACGAAAAUGCAUCCUUGGUUUUAAGAUAAAUUUGCAGUAUGAUGCAAAGUGAAAUGUUUUAGAUGCGUAAUUUAUGCACAAAAACAUGGAACUUGCAUUUACCCAUUAAAAAUGUAUUAAAUGACAAACUGGAAGUUGUUGCUGCUGUAUGACAGGAGCCCUUUGAUCCAGCUAUGUGUAAUUUUUUUUUAAUUUUUGAUAGUGAAAUCGAAAGAAAGACAGUCCAAAGAUAUAGGCCUUUGUUAAGACAAAUGCCUUGUUUUUACGGGCUUGCCGCAUCAUUCACAUCAUCUGUUUUUGUAUGGAAGUGUACUUUAUUGAAGUUUAGAGGAGUUCUUGUACCACACACAGCACAGCAUUUACACUGUAUGAACUAGCAAAAAUUUGGAAUUAAAUUUCAUUUUUUUGAGUCACUGUCUAUUUACAUUACAAGUUCAUAAUUAAUAGUUCUCAUUAGGGUUACCUUUGAAAUGAAGUAUUUACAUUUUUAUAUUGGCGAAUGCUAUGUAGCAGAGCUUCCCCAAAAAACGUUUCCAAAGGUUCUGGGCCCCAAAAUUCUGCUGAAGUCAUGGAUGUCCUUGUAUGAAUUGUGUGAUUUAUUUUUGGGUGAUACAUUUACUAUGCUAUAAUUACUACAUUAUAGAACCAUUUAUUUCAGUUCACUAUGGUACAUCCCUUGUCAAAAAACAAUUAAUUUAAAAUGCAUUUAUUUCAUGUUUAGUAUAGUUUAAAUGUGUUAACAUAUUUACUGACAUGACAUUCUGAAAUACAAUUAUAAUUAAUGUUAUUUGAAGAACUAUUUAUACACAAUUCACAUUUCUUCAUAUUAAGCCUGUGUUUGAAUAAAAAUGUGUUCUCAUGUCACUUUUGAUAAGGAUUUUAUCUUCUUUUUUUUUUAAAUAAAAUCAAUCUCAAUCGAUGCAAGAUA
Triplophysa dalaica is the source of this 2449-nucleotide messenger RNA. RefSeq names its product C1GALT1-specific chaperone 1 (gene c1galt1c1). The transcript is spliced from 2 exons. Gene Ontology annotation, molecular function: N-acetylgalactosaminide beta-1,3-galactosyltransferase activity. The record is from RefSeq and is a predicted model, not a curated record. The coding region runs from base 290 to 1237 and encodes 315 amino acids. Lineage: Eukaryota; Metazoa; Chordata; Actinopteri; Cypriniformes; Nemacheilidae.